This is a messenger RNA of Thunnus maccoyii (southern bluefin tuna), 3304 nucleotides long. RefSeq names its product insulin induced gene 2 (gene insig2). Gene Ontology annotation, biological process: cellular response to insulin stimulus; SREBP-SCAP complex retention in endoplasmic reticulum; cholesterol biosynthetic process. Gene Ontology annotation, cellular component: endoplasmic reticulum; SREBP-SCAP-Insig complex. The transcript has 7 exons. Lineage: Eukaryota; Metazoa; Chordata; Actinopteri; Scombriformes; Scombridae. The record is from RefSeq and is a predicted model, not a curated record. The coding region runs from base 240 to 983 and encodes 247 amino acids.
GUCCAUUCAGAUCAAACAGCCGGAAGUAGUCGAGAGUAGAGCGAGAAAACCAACGUUAAUUCAUAUUUUCGCGUUUUCCAGCCGAGUAUUUGACUGUCAUAUGAAAUGUAUAAUCUCAUCAGUGGAAGGUGUCUGUCAACAUGAGCUCAGUUUGGGAUGUCAGAGGAGGACAUUGAACUCGCUGGCGGAUAAAGACAUCACACAACAGCGUUCCAUAUUUUCCUGACCGAGGUUUACGGAUGUCCCUCACACUGACAGCCAUGAGCGACAGCGCAGUGACCGGCGGCCAGCAGCAGCAGUGGUCGGGGUCCGGCCAGACGACGCUGCAGCAGCAGCAGCCUUCCCGGGGCCCCUACAUCUCAGUCAUCACCAACAGGACCACCAACCUGCUGAUCCGAGGGGCCAUGCUGUUCUCUGUGGGCGUCUUCUUGGCUCUGGUGCUCAACUUACUUCAGGUGCAGAGAAACGUCACCCUCUUCCCCCCCGACGUCAUCAGCAGUAUCUUCUCCUCGGCCUGGUGGGUGCCCCCCUGCUGCGGCACCGCCUCAGCGAUGAUCGGCCUGCUGUACCCGUGCAUCGACAGCCGUCUGGGCGAGCCGCACAAGUUCAAGCGGGAGUGGUCCAGCGUGAUGCGCUGCGUGGCGGUGUUCGUAGGCAUCAACCACGCCAGUGCUAAAGUGGACUUUGCCAACAACGUCCAGCUGUCUCUGACUCUGGCGGCGCUCUCCAUCGGUCUGUGGUGGACGUUCGACCGCUCCCGCAGCGGCUUCGGCCUGGGAGUCAGCAUCGCCCUGCUGGCAACGCUCGCAACUCAACUCCUGGUUUACAAUGGAGUCUUUCAGUAUACUUGUCCAGACUUCCUGUACAUUCGCUCCUGGUUACCGUGCAUCUUCUUUGCCGGGGUGAUAACUAUGGGAAACAUCGGACGGCAGCUAGCUUUGUAUGAAUACAAAUUCAUUCAGGAAAAAACCCAUCAGGACUGAGGCUCAAAAUGACAUUUUCUUUUUUCACCGACCUGAAGCUAGAGGCAGGUUCUCAGAGCACAUCAGCAUGCACCGGCUGGCCCCGGAUAAGGCAGGCCAGUCAAACCAGUCCCGAGCUCCCGAUCAGCCCCGGACAAGACAGUAUUUUUUUGAAUCGACUCUCAUCGGAGCCGUUGAGAUGCUCGGACCACGCCGGCUACACUCUGAGCUGAGCUGAGAGGGGAAACGAUGAGAGCGGAGUUUGUUGUGUUUCUUCUUUGGUGCAGUUUAUCUCUACUUACCUGGAAAAGGGAUUAUAGCUGGCGAAGCAUCUAUCGUUGUUCAGAUCAGCUCAGAUGUUUGAAACCCUUUUGGCUCCAUUGUGCCAAAAAACACACACACAUACACACACAGAGAGGAUCAGCUGCUCUUAUCUCCUGAUUCUCUCACAUCCUUCACGUAUCAGUGGAGAAUACACAGCCUAGUUAACUUAUAUCUAGACAGAUAUGUGCAUCUAUUAUUAGACAUAUAAUUAGCUUCUAUCUUACACUUUAAUUUUCUUUGAUAAAAAGGUUGAUGAUGUGGGUCGUUUUACCAGCCGCGCCGUCGGAUCCAAAGAAUGAAAGGAUUCGUUUCUUUCUUCUUCUUUAGUUUCUUAUUAAAUUCCCUUAUUUUAGGACCGUUUCUGUUUUUAAAUCUUGUCUUCAUUUCAGGGAGCAACAGGUGUCUAAAAUGUAUCUGUAGCCUUUUUCAGUUGCUUGUUUUAAAAAAAACGAAAAAAAAAACAAACAGCAGUUUUCCCAAAACAGCAGGAAUGCCAAAUUUCCCAGUUUAUCUUGAGCUUCAUAGCACUUAACGAAAAGUUGAUGGUUGUAACUUCUGAAAGUGUUCACUCACUGGUCUCUUUAUUAUCAACAGCUCUGCCGGGAAAUCUACUUUUAUAAAAUGUUCAUCAGAGAGAUGAGAUGUGAUCGUAGCUGAUUUAUACGCUGCGAUUAUUGGGGCCAAAAAUAUCACAGAAUCACAGUUUUAGUGCUAAAAUAUAGUAAAAUGACUUCACACUAUGAUCAAGUUGAAUUUAAUUAAACCAACUGAGAACUUUAGACUUUUAAAUUAACAUCAAAAAAACUAAAAACAGCAGAAAUUCACUGAACCAAAAUAGUUUGCAUGUCGGCUCGACGGGAAGAAAACAACAGUGUUUGUAUUUAUUGAUUGAUCGAUGUUAUCGAGGGGACUGGGAGCCUCGAUCGAUCAAUAAAGAUACCGUUAAUAUGUUGAGAACAUUAACCAGAGGGAGAUGUGUGUGUCAUUUAAACAGAAAACAGAAGAGAAAUAAAUAGACUCAGUUUAGAUUCUCUGCAUCUUCUGAUUUGUUUUGUGAUUUUUAAUAAUCGUGAAAGAACCAAAAACUUUAUUGACAAGCUUUCGAUCCUCAGACGAGCUAACGUUAGCGUAGCGAGUCAGGAGUGAACCGGACCAGGAGGCUGUUUGACCCGUCAAACUAAAAUAAACUGCUAAUAAAGACAGAAGAGUAAUAUUUCACACAUUAACCAGCGACACUAAAGCAGAAUUAUCAAUAAUCCCCCCAUUCACAGUUUAUAAUCAAUAUAUGAGCAUUUAAUAAAUGAUUUAUAACGUAGUUAUUAGCAGAUAUAAGUGUUUAUUCAUGUAUUAACAACUAUAACAGUCAGUGUUUGCUGAUGUAUAAACAUGAAAAUAUAUUAAAACACAGUUGUAAUAAUAUAAAAUAUGUCUUCACAGGGAGGUUAUACUAUACAAAUAAACACUUAUAUCUGCUAUUAAUAUAUUCUAUUUAUUACCUCUUUAUAUACUGAUUAUAAUUAUGAUUUAAUUAAAGUCUGGUAAUAUUCUAGCAGAGCUGUUAUAUUCAUUAUACCUAAUAAUAAAGUGCUCAGUGGGUGAUUGGAUGCAUGUCAACAUAUUAUGUUUGAUCUUAUAUAACUAAUUGCGUUUAUAUCUACAAUUUUUUUUUAUAUAUUUACAAAUCUAACGCACACAUUAGCGUAGAACUAACACGAUAUAACAUUUUGUUUUUGGCUGGUUUAUAAAGAAUACUUCUGGUGUUAUGAGUGAUUUGUCUGAUUUUAAUGCAGGUUCUGCAUCUACAGUGUUUAAAGUCUGUUAAAACUCUGCUGGCGACGUCGUUCUCCAGUCUCGUGUUUGUCGGGUGGACGGAUGGAUUGAGAACCUUCCUGGUAGAAACUCAUAAAUAAAUACAAACCAUAAGAAAACAAUAAAAACAAGGAUCUAUAAGAGGUGUGAUUGGAUCAUUUAAGGGAUGUUUUUGUAACGAUUUCUUUGGUCUAAUAAGCAGUUAAAAC